Messenger RNA from Mucor mucedo, 721 nucleotides. RefSeq lists its product as uncharacterized. The coding region runs from base 59 to 700 and encodes 213 amino acids. The record is from RefSeq and is a predicted model, not a curated record. Lineage: Eukaryota; Fungi; Mucoromycota; Mucoromycetes; Mucorales; Mucoraceae. The transcript has 2 exons.
UUAACAUUUUUUUCUGUUUUUUUCUGUUUGUGUGUGUGUGUAUAAUAAAAAUUCCUUUAUGGACUCAUUACCAACAAUAGAUGAAUGCAAUGCGUGGAUCCAGGAACAUUGCCAAACGAUAUUGUCUUUUAUUGAGAAAGGGAACUUUGAUAUUAAAGAAACAGCACAGACUACCUAUGAUAGCACCAAAAUAUUAAUUAAUGCACUUGAUAUAUCUAAAAAAGAAAAGACUAAGCUAAUGAAUAAGCUCGAGCGAUACUCCAAAUUCAAACAAAAUAACAACAUGAUGAAGUUGUUGAUUUUAAACAUAAGCGAUAUAUGUUGUCAAGUCAAACAAACGAGAGGAGAGCGGGUUUAUUUAUCAGUGACAACAUAUAAUUUCUUACGAGAGGAGGAAAGAAUUCUAUCAUCAAACCAAUCUAGUUGUAAAGUUGACUACAAUUCUAUUUGGCCGGACCAAAUAGACGAGAAGGCUUGUUGGUUUAGAAAUUAUUUUGUUGGAAAGCAAUAUAUUACACUAAUUGGACCAAUCAUGGAUAACGAAAAGGAACUAUCAAUAAUAUCGAUUGUAAAAGAAUACGAAAGAGCAUCAAAUCAAAAGUCAGUCCUACAAUACAGAAUUAUUGUUCGUACCAAACAGGUAUUUUCAUGCAAAAUAUGCAUACCAUGUAUUUGUAUUCAAUCUCCCUCUUUUUUAUAGGAUAUCAAUAUGGGUUUUAUC